AUGGGGGAGGGCGACCCUAAGCCGGAAUAUUGUGCUAGGGACAUGAAAAGAAUAUUCAAGUGCAACCGGCGGACUAUCGCCUCUCGAUGGAAUGGGCAGGAAGCGGCUUACAGAAGCAAUUCUCCCUGCCCGAUGCCCUGGGACGUUUGCGAUUUUGGUUACAUUCAGCCAUUCGCGCGCCCGGAGAGUCUCACUCGCAACUGGGACUUUGAGGUUGUUGCCGGCCGCCUACGGCUCCGGCACAGGGGGCUCGCAGUGUGGGUUCGAUCGACAAGCGACCUCGCGGUGUCGUCGUGGUCGUCGUAUAUCAAGCACGGGUGGUUAAGUUACUUAGCCGACGCCCACGGUAUGUAUAGCGAGUUUGCCGACUUAGUUGCGGCAGGUACUGUCCACAUUUACGAAGACGAUGAUGUCGCUGCUAAAGAUGUGUCGUGUGUUUUGUUUGACGUACCUAUUCCCGCUGUUGGGAGGGAUACACUAGUCCGAUUAUAG
Messenger RNA from Chondrus crispus (carragheen), 492 nucleotides. RefSeq lists its product as hypothetical. The transcript has a single exon. The record is from RefSeq and is a predicted model, not a curated record. Lineage: Eukaryota; Rhodophyta; Florideophyceae; Gigartinales; Gigartinaceae. Bases 1 to 492 code for a protein of 163 amino acids.